Drosophila bipectinata is the source of this 1309-nucleotide messenger RNA. RefSeq lists its product as uncharacterized. NCBI's taxonomy places the organism in Eukaryota, Metazoa, Arthropoda, Insecta, Diptera, Drosophilidae. The record is from RefSeq and is a predicted model, not a curated record.
AAAAUGUCUGAGGAGUCCGGAACCGUUCCACUGCCUUCCUGGUUGAAAGCCGAUCUCUUCGAGAAACUGCUAAGUGAGCGGUUCGGGGAUGAAUAUUUGGCCAUCAGGAGCUUCAAGCCGGUCGCUGGACUCCAGCCCGGCGAAAACUACUCCACCAUAAUGCUCCGCCUACACUUCGAAGUGGAACUGAAGGAUCACUCCACCGAAAAUGUAAGCUUCAUGUUGAAAACGCCCCACGACUUUGAGAUGUAUCGGGAGAUCCUGAAGAAGAACAACAUGUUUGUCGUGGAGCGCGAUGUUUUUCUUCAGGUAAUCCCAGAGCUGGAGAAGAUGUACAAGGAUGCCGGCCUGGACAUCAAGUUCGGCGCCAGAGCCUACGAAAUCGCAGCCCCCGAUGAGUACGUCCUGUUGCAGGACCUGAAGCCAUUAGGCUUUAAGAAUGUCGAUCGUUUGGAAGGCCUAGACAUGGCCCACACCAAGUGUGUGCUUAAGAAACUGGCCCAGUUUCAUGCUGCGUCCGCCAAUAGGCUGCAUGUCAAGGGACCCUACACCCAGAAAUACUUGCAGCCCACCUAUGCUGAUAGCAUGAAGGAGUCUAUCGAACAGGUGGCGGAAACUUUGGGAAAGUACCUCCUAAAGUGCUUACCUCUUUAUGAAGGCUACGAAGAGUUUAGUGAAGCUGUGCACAAAAUUCAGCCCAAAAUUGUGGACCUCAUGUACUCCAUGAACACCCCUGAUCCAGACGACUUUGUUGCUCUCAACCACGGCGACUGUUGGACCAACAACAUCAUGUUCCGCUACGAGGAAGAGUCUCCGGCACCUGUAGAGACCUUCCUGGUGGAUCUUCAGUUACCAAAGUUGGCCAGUGUAGCCCACGAUCUGAUGUAUUUCUUGCUUGGUUCGACGAAAUUCGAAAUUCAGCUGAGUAAGUUCGAUUACUUUAUCAAGUACUACCACGAUCAGCUGAUCGAGCACCUGGAGCUGUUGAAGUACCCGGCGGAGAAGACGCCCUCUCUGAGGUUCCUGCACUCCCAGCUGCUGAAAUACGGAUGUGUUGGCUAUCACACUGUUUUGAUGCUCUGCCCCCCGGUUUUGUUGGAUCGCACCGACGAAGCUAAUGUCAAGGACUUUGUGACGGAAUCGGAAAAUGGCGAUGGUCUCAAAAUGGCCAUGUAUUCCAAUGCGCGUUACAAGAAGCAUGUUAGCGCUAUCCUAACCUGGCUAAACAAUCGUGGUGCUUUGCAGUAAAUACCACUCCAAAUAAAUCACAAUUUUCAAAUAAACUAACAAAACCUCAAAAUAUUUCAAA